AUGCUCGCAGUGAUAGCAUCGCUUUCUGUGAUUAGAUUGAUCACCAUCGUUCGGGCAGCCCCAUCAGUUCAACAGCAAAUGGCUGUGAAGGGAUUUUGGAUCUCAGCUGAUCUGCUAAAUAUUGAAUGGGAAGCAAACUGUUUAAGCAUUGCUUACUGUAUUGAACCAGAAUUGAAGAUGACCAAAAUGUCUAAUAGAGCUUUUGUAAGUCACUGGAUAGAAGGAUCAGCUGAGGAUAUGGAAAUUAUUAUCGAAGUUAUUGGAAUUGAUCCCAAAUAUCGAUUCCAACGAAGUUGUGAUCAAACUUUUGCAACAAAAGCCUUUGCUCAUGAAAAAACGAAUUCAAAAACUGAUAUCAUCAGUGGUUUGGGCAAGAUGAUUGUGGAACUAACAGGUCGUUGUUUUGUCGCUUCCUUGGCUGUACAGAAGUACAAUAAACACUGCCCAUGGUGUGAAAAUAUUGAACAAACUAAUAUAAGUGCUAUUGAGAAUAAUGGAAGUUUACUCCGAAGUAUGCAUAAGAAUGAAUUUGAUGCAGCAAGCAAUACGAAUAUGAAUAAUGUGUUAGGGGAAUUUGGUAUGAAUGAAAGAAAUGGUGCAAUUUGGAUAAGUGAUAAUGAUAUGUUACCAGAAAAUAAUAUGAAUUCCAGUGGUUAUGCUUUUGUUGGCGAUGUCUAA
Molecule: messenger RNA, 678 nt
Organism: Thelazia callipaeda (thelaziosis nematode)
Lineage: Eukaryota; Metazoa; Nematoda; Chromadorea; Rhabditida; Thelaziidae
Source: the annotation of a GenBank genome assembly